UGAACAGUUAGAAGACGACUGAGAAGCCUGUUGAUGUGGAGAGAAUGUUGUGCUUUGGAUCUCAGACCUCUGCCUCAUGGAUCAGUUUGACUGCUCUCUGCUCAAUGGUGUGCAUGAGGAUGAGCGUUGACUGCUGGACUUACCACUACUCUGAAAACACCAUGAACUGGAGUCAAGCUAGAGCCUGGUGCCAGGAGCAUCACACUGACAUGGUGGCCAUCCAGAACCAGGAGGAGAUUGCACAUUUGGACAGCUGGUUGCCACGGAAACCCACCUACUACUGGAUCGGUCUUCGGAAGAUCCACCAUGUCUGGACCUGGGUUGGGACCAACAAGACUCUGACAGGAGUAGAGACCAACUGGGCUAUCGGUGAGCCAAAUAAUGGAAUCAGUAGACGGACGUCGGAGGAAGAGGACUGUGUGGAGAUGUACGUUAAGAGGCAGGUUCAGGCUGGGAGGUGGAACGAUGAGAGAUGUGGGAAGAGGAAGACCGCUCUGUGUUAUACAGCUUCCUGCCAGAAUGACUCCUGCUUCUAUGGAAACUGUGUAGAAACCAUUAACAGCCACAGGUGUGAAUGUUCUGAAGGCUUUUAUGGAGAAAAGUGUGACCAAGUCCAUUCACCCACAGUGGUUCAGUGUCCGGUGCUGACCUAUCCAGCCCAAGGUUCUGUGACGUGUUCUGAUCCGAUGGGUCCUUCCAGUCAUGGGUCCACUUGUGUGUUUACUUGUGACGAAGGUUACACCCUGUCUGGUCCUGGCACUUUGCGAUGUGAAGCAACUGGAAACUGGAAUGCCUCAGAGCCGUACUGUGAAGUUUAACCCUAUAACACCAAACAUAUUAUAUUUGAUACAUGAGUUUUUAAUCCCUCUACAUCACAGGUGUCGAACAUGCGGCCCGGGGGUCAAAUUUGGCCAAACAAAGGGUCCAA
Sphaeramia orbicularis (orbiculate cardinalfish) is the source of this 928-nucleotide messenger RNA. RefSeq names its product L-selectin-like. The transcript is spliced from 5 exons. Lineage: Eukaryota; Metazoa; Chordata; Actinopteri; Kurtiformes; Apogonidae. Gene Ontology annotation, biological process: cell adhesion. Bases 45 to 818 code for a protein of 257 amino acids. The record is from RefSeq and is a predicted model, not a curated record. Gene Ontology annotation, cellular component: membrane.